Molecule: messenger RNA, 1935 nt
Organism: Ricinus communis (castor bean)
Lineage: Eukaryota; Viridiplantae; Streptophyta; Magnoliopsida; Malpighiales; Euphorbiaceae
Exons: 2
Coding region: 35-1729 (564 amino acids)
Source: RefSeq, a predicted model, not a curated record
GAACCAAUUCAAGGCUUAGGCAAACAUUCUUUCAAUGGCUCGAUUUGCAGAAAAACUUGCUGUGCCUAUGAUUCUUCUGCUAGUGGUUAUUACUAUAGCGGAAGCAAAAACUCCACCUGGGAUAGCUAAGAACCCAAGCCAUGCAAGAUGUAAUAUCAAGAAGUAUAAGAUGUGCUACAAUUUGGAGCAUGUUUGCCCAAAAUUCUGCCCUGACAGCUGCACUGUUGAAUGUGCUUCUUGCAAGCCUAUCUGCAGUGGUGGCUCUACUCCUCCUGACAGUGGCUCUCCGCCAUACUCACCCGCCCCUUCGACUGGCAACAAUGACAAUGAUAACAAUAAUGGCAAUAAUAAUGGCAACAACAACACUGGCAACAAUAAUGGCAACAACAACGGCAACAACAAUGGAGACAACGACGACCAUGGCAAGACACCACCGUCUGACUCUCACACCCCUUCACCACCAGACUAUCAUACUCCUCCAUCAAAUGUGCCACCUCCUCAACAUUACCCAACUCCAUCUCCUCCAACUACUCCAACUCCUACACCCUCUUCACCAUCAACACCAACACCAACACCUCCUACUCCUGCACCCCGUACACCAUCACCGACGCCUCCUACUCCUACACCCUCUUCACCAUCACCAUCAGAGUCAACACCAACACCUCCUACUCCUACACCCAGUACGCCAUCGCCAUCGCCAACGCCUCCUACGCCUACACCCUCUUCACCGUCACCAUCAACACCAACACCAACACCAUCUACACCAUCAUCAACACCUCCUACUCCUACACCCUCUUCACCUUCUCCAUCAACUCCUUCUACCUCACCAAAGACGGCCAAAUGCAAAAACAAAUACUAUCCACAAUGCUACAAUACUGAGCAUGUCUGCCCCAGUUCUUGUCCUGGUGGAUGUGAGGUCGAUUGUGUCACUUGCAAGCCUGUCUGCAAAUGUGACAGACCUGGAGCAGUCUGCCAAGACCCUCGAUUCAUCGGUGGAGAUGGCAUUACUUUCUACUUCCAUGGCAAGAAAGACCAUGAUUUUUGCCUUGUUUCUGACAACAAUCUCCACAUCAACGCCCAUUUCAUUGGCAAGAGAAAUGAAAAGAUGACAAGGGACUUCACUUGGGUCAAGUCUAUUGCAAUCCUCUUUGGCAAUCACCAAAUCUUCCUCGGUGCACUUAAAACCUCAACAUGGGAUGACUCUGCAGACCGCCUUGCUCUCUCCUUUGACGGUGAACCUUUGACUCUCUUGGAAAAUGAAGGCAGCAGGUGGCAAUCCGCAAACGUCCCAGGCUUAUCCAUCACCAGAACUAGCAGUACCAAUAAUGUCGUAGUUGAAGUUGAAGGGCAUUUUCAGAUCACAGCUAAGGUCGUGCCAAUAACUGAAGAAGAUUCAAGAAUUCAUAACUAUGGUAUUACUAAAGAUGAUUGCUUUGCUCAUCUUGAUCUUGGGUUUAAAUUUUACUCUUUAAGUGAUGAAGUGAAUGGUGUGUUGGGCCAAACCUAUAGACCUGGAUAUGUAAGUCGUGUGAAUAUUGGUGCAAAGAUGCCCGUAAUGGGAGGCAACAAAGAGUUUCUAACUUCAAGCCUCUUCGCCGCGGAUUGUGCAGUAGCUCGAUUCAGUAGUGACAAUGGCUUCAAUGCUGAAGGUGCUUUGCAGGAUUUUGAGUUACCAGGCUUGAGCUGUGCAAGUGGGAUGGAUGGACAAGGAGUAGUAUGCAAGAGAUAGGCAUAUACAUAUUAUAAACUCAGUUAUGUUACAAUAAGAUAAUUGAGAAUAAAAUUGCUAACCAUUAGAGGUGAAAAACAAAAAAUAAAGAAGAAAAACUUCUAGUCCUGCAAAUUAAUACUAUGAUUGGCUCCAUGACUUUGUUGCAGAAUAAUUAAUAUGAAAUGAGAAUUACUUCUUUUGAAUCAUUUACAUAAGGUUUUAAA